CCUUCUCUGGAUAUUCAACCAAUACAAAGUAUGAUCCACACCAGAUUAAAGCAGAAAUAGCAAGUCGCCGGGAUAGGCUUUCCAGAUUAAAGCGAGAGCUGACCCAGAUGAAGCAGGAGCUACAGUAUAAAGAAAAGGGUGUGGAGACCCUACAAGAGAUUGACCGGAAGAUGUCAAGUUCUCACACCAGCUACAAACUGGAUGAGGCUCAGGCUAUAAUGAGUGAACUCCGUACUAUUAAGAAAGCCAUUUGUACAGGGGAGAAGGAGCGGCGGGACCUGAUGCAGAGCCUGGCCAAGCUUACUGACAGCUUCAAGAAUAGCUGCUCCAUUAUGGAAACUCUACAAGAUUUCUCUCACAGCACAGGCGCACUUGGUGACUCUGGUGUCCCUCAGCAGUUUUGUGAUGCUGGCUCUCAGACUGAUACUAUAGGGGAGGUAUGCUCAUCCAGGACAGAGACAUGAACAUUCCCAAAGAGGAGUCACUGGCUUUGGUGGUGUUGUCACCCAUUUGAACUAACUUUUAAUUUCUACCUCAAAGAUAUUUUGGGCUUUGUGUCAAUAAAUUUGAAAGGAAAAUCACAUUUCUCACAUUUAGCUGUAAUGUUGCAUUUUGAAUGCAUAUUGUCUUGUGAUUAAGUGUCUUAAAAAUGGCAGCUGCUUUGCCAGCAUUAAACUUAAGUGUUUUCUUGAAAUAUCCAUGACAUUUUAGAGUGUGGCUUAGCAAAUUAUUUCUGCAAAGGAUCAGGUAGUAAAUAUCUCAGGCUUUGAAAGCCUAGAUAGUCACUUCCUUAACUGGUCACCUGUCAUUAGAAUGCAAAAAGGUGUUCUGGAUGAUACCUAAGAGAAUAGGCUUAUUGGUUGCCAUUAAAACUUUAUUUCCCAAACAAAAAAACAGGCGGUGGACUGGACCUAGUUCCAGGAUCAGAUUGCUGAUCUCUGGUUUAGGCUGUGAUUUCCAAAGGUUUUGUGGCACUGUCACUUAGGGUUAUACUUUAUUGCCAUUUCUUGUUCUUCUAAGACAAUGUCAGGAAAUUGAUUUUCUUUGAGACUUGGAACAAUGAAUGUAAUGAAUGAAUUGUAAUGAAGUUUGAAAUUAAUUUGCAACCAAAUGAGAACAGUUUGGAGGACUUCUUUUCCUCAUGGGUUAUUAAGUAAAGAUAAAACAUUAGUGGGAAGCAUGGUACUUCUCCCAUUAAAUAAAGGAAAGCUUAAGAGAGAGGGGGUAAAACAAUUUGUGAGAAUG
Peromyscus eremicus (cactus mouse) is the source of this 1245-nucleotide messenger RNA. Its product is annotated as protein WWC3-like. The annotation marks the transcript as partial. The record is from RefSeq and is a predicted model, not a curated record. Lineage: Eukaryota; Metazoa; Chordata; Mammalia; Rodentia; Cricetidae. The transcript has 4 exons.